CAGAGCCGCUCACACUUAGCAACUGCACGCUCACCAUGGCUCUCGUCGGCGUUCUGUUGGCAGCCCUGGCCGUGGGCCUGCUGCUCUACCUGCUGCUGGUCGCCAUCUCCAGGCCUGACAACUUCCCACCAGGCCCGCCCCCGAUGCCGAUAUGGGGCAACUACGUGCAGAUGCUGCUGAUCAACUACAAGUACCCGUACAAGGUGCUGGACCUAAUGACGCGCUUCUACAAGAGCAAAGUGAUCGGCUUCUACUUCGGGGACUCGCCUGCCAUCGCCGCCUGCGAUUACCAGUCGGUGAAGGAGGCGCUCAACAACCCGCACCUCCAGGGACGUGUCGUUAACAUCGGGCUCAAGCACCGCAUGUUCGGCAAGGAACUAGGCAUCUUCUUCACAGAGGGCCCUCGCUGGCUGGAGCAGAAGCGCUUCUCGCUGAGAAACAUGCGGGACUUCGGGUUCGGCCGCCGCUCUGAGAAACUGGAGGCGGAGAUCGCGGCGGAGCUGCGAGACUUGGUGGAGCUGAUCCGUGGAGGCCGCGAGGACCAGGCGGUGGUGCGGCCGUCGUCAGGCGCGAGCAGCGUGCUGCUGCCGGAGGUGCUGACGCCGGUCUUCGUCAACGGCCUGCUGCCGGUGUACGCGGGGUCGCGGCUGCCGCGCUCGGCCGACGAGACGGCGCGCCAGAUGGGCCGCGCCGCGCUCCAGUUCCAGAAGUCCAGCGACACGACGGGCGGCUUCCUCACGCUGCACCCCUGGCUGGCGUGGCUGGCCCCCCGCCUCUCCGGAUACCUCGACCACACCGAGGGCUCCGACAAGAUGCGCCGCUUCCUCGAGCCAUAUAUUGAGGAGCACAAGAAGACCUACUCCGACGACUACAUGCGAGACUUCAUCGACUCCUAUCUGCGCGAAAUUGGGGAGCGGGAGAAAACCGGAGAACCGACAACGUUUACCAUGGAUCAGCUGUCCCUGAUCCUGCUGGACUUCUUCUUCCCGGCGGCCUCAGCACUGUCGGCCACCCUGACCUGGACGCUGAUCUACAUGGUCCACCACCCGGAGGUGCGGAAAAGGGUGCAGGAGGAGCUGGACGCAGUCGUGGGCCGCGGGAGGCUCCCCACUCUAGAUGACCGUCCCAAUCUGCCCUACACAGAAGCGACGAUACGGGAGGUGAUGAGGAUCCGGACCCUCACUCCCAUCUCUAUUCCCCAUAAGGCCAUGGAAGACACUACUCUCCAGGGUUACAGUGUGCCCAAAGGUACCGUUGUGAUAACCUGCUUAUAUAGCAUGCACAUGGAUGGAGAUCUAUGGGGUGAUCCAAAGACCUUCAGGCCUGAGAGGUUUUUGGACAGUGAUGGAAAACUUGGCAAGAAAGACUUUACUCUCCCAUUUGGGGCUGGUAAGCGGCUGUGUGCCGGAGAGACUUUUGCCCGGCAGAACUUAUUCCUCACGUUCUCGACACUCAUGCAGAACUUCUCAAUCAAGUCAGAUGGUGUGCCCCUGCCAGACAGCAACAUUCCUGGCAUCAUUGAGACGGCUCCUGCAUUUUGGGCACAGUUCGAGUCUCGCUGAACGAACACUGGUGACUAUUAUGCGGAGAUACUCAGGGUUCUGUAGGAUCCACCAAUGCAGGAGUACACACUCAUCUAUUUGCUUUAUAUACAGGAUACUGACACUCGCAUGAUGAUGUGAGUGGGUGUUCAACACAAAGACUGCAACCCAGGACAAUAUUAAUGUAAAAUUAACACGAAGUUGUGCCAAUAUAGUCUUGGACACUCCGAAGUCAACAGUUUUUAUAGGUUUAUUUAGCUUUCUUAGUGGAUAAAACUAAUUUGAGAGGACAAACCUCAUGAACUUGCAGGUAACAAUGUCUAUCAAACGACGACUGUCACAUUGGCAAAGAUCUAUUCUAUUUGUGUUGCUAGCAGUCAUACAUUUGCAGCAUUUGUGAAUGAAGAGGGGAAGCACAAAAAUUUUCAUGUUCAGUGUAAGUGCCAUUGUGUUAAUCAACUUUAUCACUGCUACGAGAGCAAGUACUUCACAAAAAGUUUGCCACUGAUUUACUGAUUUUCUGGUAACUUAUUUUCUAUCUGGAAUCGACACACUGUAUUCAAAGUGUAACCUUUAUGUUAGAAAUGAUAACGCAUGUGGUAAAUGAUGCAUAAAUGUUCAAGAAAGACACAGAGGUUAGAUGGGUAGUAACAAGUGUUUGUGCCUCAUAUGACUUCCUUUCUCCAAAUCAUGUGUGAGUGUACAUUACGUUUACAGAGCAAGCUGCAAAAUUUUUGGUAGCUUAUGAAGGAUAGACAUCUACUUUGUUUCCUGUUUCUGAGGGAUAUCAGAGAAUGUGAUUACUAUUGAGACUAGAGCUAGACAGACAACUGACUGCAAUAGUUACCAGGUAUAUAAGAGACAAGCGAGUGGGGAAAAUUCUUUGUUGUAAAAACAUUAUAAAUCCUGCUUGAAUGUACAGACCCUAAGACCAUGUUAUCAAUUAAAAUUUAAUACUCAAGAAAUCAUGUAAUUCUUGAUAUGCCCAGACAAAAUUCUCCUGCUCACAAAUGAAGUAGAGUAUGUUCACACACAGCAUACUCACCAGUGUUGUAGGAAGUUACAUAGCAGCCAGGAAAGAGAACCACAGGUAACCAGCUGCAACACAGGGGGUUAGAUUCAUUACACUAUGCACAGAAUGUGUACAAUCAUGAAAUUGUUUAUCUCAAAAAGUUAAUACCUAAUAAGUAAGAUAACUAUUUUGCAGAAAAUGUUACAUGUUCUUAAUAACUAGCAUUAUUUACAGUGAUUGGCUGUUUCUUUUAUUUUCUGUGACAUUUUACCUGUAAAAUAACUUAUUUUCAGCACAGUGUUCGCUAAACAGUGUCAGUAACUUUAAAGGCAAAUACUGAAUUUCGUAUUUUAGUAAUUUGUUUUCUUAAGAUAGAGCAUUAUUUUACUGUCUAGUACAUGUUUCUUAUAAGCUACAAAUAAAAUGUCAAUUUUAGAUGAAUAAAGUGAUUGUGAAUACAUGA
Messenger RNA from Schistocerca serialis cubense, 3016 nucleotides. RefSeq names its product probable cytochrome P450 304a1. Gene Ontology annotation, molecular function: monooxygenase activity; iron ion binding; oxidoreductase activity, acting on paired donors, with incorporation or reduction of molecular oxygen. The record is from RefSeq and is a predicted model, not a curated record. The coding region runs from base 36 to 1562 and encodes 508 amino acids. NCBI's taxonomy places the organism in Eukaryota, Metazoa, Arthropoda, Insecta, Orthoptera, Acrididae. The transcript has 10 exons.